AUGGCCAAGAGAGCCCUAAUGCUGCUGCACACUACGGGCAUCAAUUUUAGCCGCAGGGCGGCCAUGAACUACAACUCGGAGUCCGUGUUUUUUAUCGUUUGCACGACUUUAGCAUUAUAUAAUGCCUUCGAACUGCUUGUUCUCAUUCUUACGAUAUUUAAGAGAUACAAGGGCCUCUACUUUUGGAGUAUAUUUCUCGCAUCAUUCGGCCUGAUUCCGUACUCUGUGGGUUGGACGCUCGUCCACUUCGAGCCCACUAUCGCUUAUGUUGGCAUGAUACUUGACACCAUUGGCUGGGUCCUGCUGGUUUCAGGCCAAUCUGUUGUCUUGUAUUCGCGAUUACAUCUAGUACUCCACAAUCCCAACAUCCUCCGCGUUGUCCUCUGGAUGAUUAUUUGCAACGGCGUUAUCUGGCACACCUCUGUUACUGUGCUCCUUUUUGGUUCCACAUACAGUCCGCGUCAAAACAGAAAUGGUUUCAACGCGGUGUACAAUGUCAUAGAGAAAGUCCAAAUGACCUUCUUUUGCCUCCAGGAGUUCAUAAUCUCCGGUCUAUAUAUAUGGGCUACGGUGGAUAUCCUCAGAACGGCUUUCGGCACCAAGAGACGAUUCAUGUGGCAGCUGUUCAGCAUCAACGUAUUGAUCGUGAUCAUGAAUGUGGCGCUCCUCGCAGUCGAAUACAAGAGUUAUUUCACCUUGGAGCAAGGACUUAAAGUUGUCAUAUAUUCUAUCAAGCUCAAGCUCGAGUUUGCGGUCCUGAACGAGUUAGUCAAAUUUGUGCAGCACCGUGGAGACCCCAAUUACAGGUCUACAUCGCACUGUCAUAUAACUACCACUGUGAAGCCAUCUAGUGACCAGCCGCACACAAAGGACAAAAAAGCUCAAUCCGCAAGCAUGCCGGAGGCGAUACACAUGGAGGACUUGCAAGACAAUGCUGCGGGGUCUUUAGCCCCUGACACGUCAAACUACCAUGAGAGUGAAAACAGUCAAAUCAGGGUCGCAACAACGAUAUAUAUGGAAGACCGUGUCUUGGAUCUCGGGGAUGAAAGGAAUAUGCACCACCUCUACGACGACGCAAUUCGGCAGAUCUCGAGGUCGUAUACUCGGCCUUGA
This is a messenger RNA of Penicillium arizonense, 1113 nucleotides long. RefSeq lists its product as uncharacterized. The record is from RefSeq and is a predicted model, not a curated record. The transcript has 2 exons. NCBI's taxonomy places the organism in Eukaryota, Fungi, Ascomycota, Eurotiomycetes, Eurotiales, Aspergillaceae. The coding region runs from base 1 to 1113 and encodes 370 amino acids.